Cyprinodon variegatus (sheepshead minnow) is the source of this 1807-nucleotide messenger RNA. Its product is annotated as zinc finger protein OZF-like. Gene Ontology annotation, molecular function: DNA-binding transcription activator activity, RNA polymerase II-specific; RNA polymerase II cis-regulatory region sequence-specific DNA binding. Bases 117 to 1514 code for a protein of 465 amino acids. The transcript is spliced from 2 exons. Lineage: Eukaryota; Metazoa; Chordata; Actinopteri; Cyprinodontiformes; Cyprinodontidae. Gene Ontology annotation, cellular component: nucleus. Gene Ontology annotation, biological process: regulation of transcription by RNA polymerase II. The record is from RefSeq and is a predicted model, not a curated record.
AAGAAGAGUCGUCGCUAGCAGCAGCAUUAGCUUCCUUUGUUAAUGGAUUGAUUGCAGCUGGAAGCAGAGUUUAAUCCUGCUGGAGAAAUAAUCCCAGAGAUUAAAGAUUAGCUGCGAUGAAGGAGGAGAAGAUGGAUGAUCAGCACAGGCUGCUGGAUUUCACCAGGAUCCCCCAGAUCAUCUUACAGCGGAUAGAACACCAUCAGGAAUAUGUUGGAAAAGAGGAGGUUUUCUCGCAGCGGCGGUUCUCAGAACAGGAGAGGAAUUCCGGGUUGGAACAAGAGGAACCAGAACCUCUGCAGAUAAAAGAAGAGCAGCUAAAGCAAGAAGAUCCCUGGACAAAAGAGGAGACCAUGGAGAUCCCCAUAAGUGAGCAGGAGGAGCAGCUGGUUCUAAAGCAAGAGAUUGGAGAAAUAGAAGAGAAACCUUUUGCAUGUUUGACAUGUGGAGAAAGGUUUCUGAAAAAAGAACAUUUAAUGGUUCACAUGAGAACUCACACAGGUCGGAAGACGUAUGAAUGUCAGUUGUGUAGAAAAAGCUUCACUCAAAAAUUUCAUCUUAAAACACAUUACAGAACUCACACUGGUGAAAGGCCCUUUGAAUGUCUGUUCUGUGGAAAAAAAUUCAUUUAUAGAAGUGGUUUUAAUAACCACCUGAGAAUUCACACAGGUGAAACACCCUUUGAGUGUCUGUUAUGUGGAAAAAGCUUCAAUGAUAAAAGUGAUUUUAAUAAACACAUAAGAAUUCACACAGGUGAGAAACCGUUCCACUGUACAAUUUGUAACAAAAGUUUUAGUCGAAGCAGUCAUUUGACUAGACACAUGAGGGCUCACACAGGAGAGAAGCCUUUCAAAUGUCUGUCCUGUGGAAAAAGAUUACACGAUAAACGCACUCUGAAUAGACACAACAGAAUUCACACUGGAGAGAAGCCUUUCAAAUGCCCGUCCUGUGGAAAAAGCUUCAGUGAUAAACGUGUUCUUAAUCAACACCUCAAAAUUCACACUGGUGAGAAGCCGUUCCACUGUACAAUUUGUGGCAAAAGUUUUAAUCGAAAAAGUAUUUCAAUUAUACACAUGAGAACUCACACAGGUGAGAAGCCUUUCAAAUGUUUUUCUUGUGGAAAAUGCUUCAUUGAUAAACGUGGUCUUAAUCAACACAUCAGAACUCACACAGGUGAGAAGCCGUUCUGCUGUAUGAUUUGUGGAAAAGCUUUUACUCAUACAAAUAAUUUGACUGGACACUUGAGAACUCACACAGGCGAGAAGCCAUUUGAAUGUCAGUCCUGUGGAAAAAGUUUCACUGAUAAAUCAACUCUUAAUAAACACGUCAGAAUUCAUACUGGCGUAAAGCCAUUCUCCUGUACAAUUUGUGGAAAAAGUUUUGCUCAAUCAAGUAAUUUGAAUAAACAUAUGAGAACUCACACAGGUGAGAAGCCGUUCUGCUGUAUGAUUUGCAGCAAAGGUUUCAAUCAAAAGAGUAAUUUGAUUAGACACAUGAUAACUCACACAGGUUAGAAACAUUUUUCAUGCAUGGUGUGGAACGAUUUUUAUAAGAUUGAAAUAAGAUUUCAAACAAUAAAUUAGACUCCACAGAAAUGAACAGGGGAGACAUUUUUCAUGUUUUAGUGUUCAUAAAAUGUCCCUCUAGAAACUAGUUAACAUGAUUACACACAGAACUCAAACAUUAAAGGCCCUUUUCUUGCCAAAACCUUUUAUUAACAGCAGCAAUCUACUGUUUAUAUGUAAGCUAGAACAGAUAAGGUGUAAUAAUGCAAACCUGGUAAAUAUUUAAACUAUGGAACAUCAAA